AUGGCAAUGGCAAAUAUCAAAACACAAUGUUUUACAUGUGAUAAGGAAAAAAUCACAUAUCCUUGUAAAGGAUGUUCAAAAGAAUUUUGUUUAACACAUUUAACAGAACAUCAACAAAUAUUAAAUGAUCAAUUAAAUCAUAUUACCAAUGAGUAUAAUGAAUUUAAACAAAGAAUUAAUGAACGAAAACAGAAUCCACAAAAUCCACAAAAUGAUUUAUUAUUAAAACAAAUUGAUCAAUGGGAAACAGAUUCAAUUGAGAUAAUUCAACAAAAAGCAGAAGAAUGUAGAAAAAUUGCUAUGGGACAUUUACCAACAUUCUUUAACAAUAUCGAAAAGAAAUUUAAUAAUUUAAAUGAAUAUAUAAAACAAAUUCAUCAAGAAAAUGAAUGUAAUGAAAUUAAUUUAAAUUAUUUAAGAAGCCAAUUCAUAGAAAUUACACAGGAAUUAAAUAAUCCACUAAAGGUUUCUAUUAAAGAAGAUUCACCAUCAUUUAUUAAUGAAAUUUCAAUUGUUUUAUCAAAAAUAUCAAAAUUCAACAAAUGGAAACAAAAUGCCAUCACUGUAGCUGGUGGAAAUGGACAAGGACAACAAUUAAAUCAACUGUAUUACCCUUACGGAAUCUUUAUUGAUAAAAACAAAAAUAUGUUCAUUGCUGAUUGUUUGAAUAACCGUAUUAUUGCAUGGGAAUGCAAUGCAAAUGAAGGACAAAUUAUUGCAGGUGGAAAUAAAGAAGGAAAUCGAAUGAAUCAACUGAGUGGACCAAGAGAUGUGAUUGUUGAUCAACAAAGUAAUUCGGUCAUCAUUGCUGAUUAUGAUAAUAGACGAGUGAUUCAAUGGUUGAAUCAGAAUCAACAAAUUCUCAUUGAAGAUAUUGACUGUUUCGGCUUGGCAAUGGAUAAAUAUGGAUUUAUGUAUGUUUCGGAUUGGAAGAAGAAUGAAGUGAGACGAUGGAAAAUGGGAGAAUACAAUAAUGAAGGAAUUGUAGUAGCAGGUGAAAAUGGACAAGGAAAUAAAUUUAAUCAACUCAAUUAUCCUACUUUUAUAUUUGUUGAUGAAGAUCAAUCUGUUUAUGUAUCAGACACAAACAAUAAUCGUGUGAUGAAAUGGAGAAAAGAUGCAAAAGAAGGAAGAAUUGUA
This is a messenger RNA of Adineta steineri, 1140 nucleotides long. NCBI's taxonomy places the organism in Eukaryota, Metazoa, Rotifera, Eurotatoria, Adinetida, Adinetidae. The record is from the annotation of a GenBank genome assembly.